Linnemannia hyalina is the source of this 477-nucleotide messenger RNA. Lineage: Eukaryota; Fungi; Mortierellomycota; Mortierellomycetes; Mortierellales; Mortierellaceae. The record is from the annotation of a GenBank genome assembly.
AUGCUCUCCACCUUCUUACCCACACUUUUUGCCCUGAUCUUAGUCAGCCUUUCCACUUCAACUCUAGCUUUGACCCUCCCAAGAUUGACCCCUCGCUACGACUCUCUCAUUUCCACACGCGCUUCUUUCGAGACUUACACCGCCCAUCCAAAACUGUUCACCACACCUGCAACAACGCCUUCUGAUUCCAAGGCCGAGACGAACCACCUACCAGUUUACAAAGUGACAAAAUCCCAAUUCGAAGGCAUCCUCCGCCAGACCUUCCACAUCGAUUUCCGCCUCCAAGUCGUCUCUGACUCUAACAAACAAGCGGACGAGAACGAGAAUGCGAGCGAAGAACGCGAGGUACUGGGCGAGAUACCAGUCCAGAUCACGAUCCACAACCUCCGUCUCGGUGGCCUGUCCGCACCCCAAGUCCAUUCCCAGACCUUGAACGGGCAACGCGGUCCCAUCAACUAUGGCAACAUCCGCACCUAA